CUUCCUGAGAAAUUCCCCUUCUCUCUCUCUCUCUCUCUCCACCCCAGAAGCUCGAAAGAAGAAGAAAUCGCAAUAAAAACGAGAAAAUGCACAGAUCGGCAAGCUGGACGCGGGGCCCGCCGGAUGACUACUUCAUGCACUCGACGCCGAUGGCGGCCUCGUCGGGCCUCCGAGUCUCUUCUUCGGCUGCCGACGACAACGAGCUCCCCAUGUACAAUCCCACCGUCGAGAUGGCCAAGAAGGAGAAGUCCCGCCGUUUCGCCGAAAACGCGGUUCACGUCAUCCCCUUCCUCCUAAUCAUCUGCGGAUUCAUCUUGUGGUUCUUCUGCAAUCCCCAUGGGAUGAAAGGAGAUUCCAUAGCGACGAGGAUCGAAGGAUUGACCAUCGAAGGGGAUAGCGACCACGAUAGCGACGGGACCCAGACGGGAUUCUUACCCAUUGAAGCCGACUCGAAGAGAGCUAUUCGCGGCCGCAGGAAACUUGACGAGAUUCUCAUUUGGAGACGGAACUGAUCAUUAAUUAAUCAUUCAUCAAUAUAAUUAAUUGAUUGGUUAAUUACUUAAUCGGAGUGGUCGAUCGAGAUCAGCAGAGAAUACUCGCGUCAUCACCUGGAGAAUGUAUUUGUUUAUUUAUUUUUUUUUCCCCUUGUUCAUUAUUUUAUGUAUUUCUUCAAUAUUCCCACGUGAUAUAUACAAGUAUUCAUACACAGAUUAACCCUUUCAGAAUGUGUUUUCUUUCAAUUAGCGGGCGAGUUGUGUGC
Linum tenue is the source of this 760-nucleotide messenger RNA. The record is from the annotation of a GenBank genome assembly. Lineage: Eukaryota; Viridiplantae; Streptophyta; Magnoliopsida; Malpighiales; Linaceae.